Messenger RNA from Venustampulla echinocandica, 3063 nucleotides. RefSeq lists its product as uncharacterized. The record is from RefSeq and is a predicted model, not a curated record. The coding region runs from base 1 to 3063 and encodes 1020 amino acids. Lineage: Eukaryota; Fungi; Ascomycota; Leotiomycetes; Helotiales; Pleuroascaceae. Gene Ontology annotation, molecular function: protein binding. The transcript has 9 exons.
AUGGUAAACACCCAUUUUGAUAUCUUCCAUUUCAUUCUCUUGGGCAACUGCACCCUGCUCUACGGAAGUCGAAAGAUCGACUCUUUAAGAGAGCUGGCAUCUGGCGCCGGAGCUGAUGGACGAAGGAUUCCCGCGAUAGACAUAGUGGCUGUACAUGGUCUGAACCCAUUCAACAACGAAGGCCACGCUUUCAAUACCUGGCGGAAGCCUCAUGACACUGGCCAUCUCUGGCUAGAAGAUGCUUUCCCCAAAGUCCAACCGAAUGCGCGCGUUUACCUCUACGAAUACAAUUCAAGCCCAGUGUUUGAAGCUAGUAAAGACUCGUUUGUUGGAGAAGCAAAUCAGCUAUUAGAUGAAAUCCUUGGAGCUCGUCGGACAAUCGCAUUAGUAAACGCCUGGGCAAACGAACAAUAUAGAGGCAUCCAAAGCUCAACCUACGGCCUAAUGUUUUUUGGUACACCUCAUACUGGCCCUGGAAGCAAUCCUGAAGUUAGGCUGGGGAUGGUUUGCGCGAAGGUUGCCCGAUCUUUACCUGGAAUUCAAUCUACCAGCCUGCUAGAAACCCUCGAACGCGGCUCACUUUUCAGCGAUUUUCUUAGAGAGGCUUUCAGGCAUCAGCUUGAAGCAUACAGAGUUGUAUCGUGUUAUGAAGGGGUUGGAGAUAUCGUCCCAUUCGAUUCAGCAGUGAUGAAUCUACCGGGAAAUAGAGAAACCCAGCUUCGAAUCAAUGCUGAUCACCGCAACAUGUGUCGCUUCGACCCGUCAGUUUCUGCUGAUCUAGACAAUUAUAGAAAGGUGGAGCGAAAUCUGCAAAUGCUAUGCGUGGAUGCCCUGAUUGGAUUUCCUAAAGAAAACGAAGAGCAAGAAAAGUCUUUGCAAUUGCAUCAAGGAGGAAUAGACUUAGGCAACAGCCUUUUCGAAAGCUUGCAGAUAUCUCAAAAUAACAUCUCCAUGCCAGUAACAAUUAAUAUUGGCAAAGUACCCGAUUUAGCAUGGACAGUAUAUCGCUCGUGCAUUCAGUCUCCGUCAUCACCCGAAUUCGCUCGUGUUGCAACCGACGUUUCCUAUCUUCAUAGUGCUCUUCGCAUGACGCACGAAAUGGUUGAGGGAGAUACAUUUUCGAAAGACUACCGCAGCCAGAUUCGCGAGAUAUCAGGUAGUUGCUUUGAAGCCCUUCAAGACCUCCAAUCUGCUAUCGGUGAUUUCAAGGCAUUGCCAAGUCACAGCCAGAAUUCAUGGAGUCGCAUGGGAUUUGAGUCAAGAAAAUUCGCCAGUAUUGAGGAGCGACUAAAGUCAACCACGUCGAUGGUGACUGAAUUGAACCAGGCCCUCUCAAGUGGCUCAAUGAAUCGGUUAGUGGAUGGACUUAAUCACUUGGUUGAGGAGGCCACAGCCGAUGAUACAAGGAGUUCUAUUAUAUCUAGUAAUAUCUCGCAUGUUUCCGAGUCUUUGUCGAUAUGGGAUGAAGAGAGCUGGACGCAGCUGCAGCGCGAGCUCGAAAAUUGCGGCGUAUCUCCAAGGAUCCUGGUAGAUCAGCGCAAGUUCAUCUUCAAGUGGGUCAAAAAUGCUAUCGAGGCAGGGAGAAUUCCGCUGGAGGACCAGAAACUAGAAUCCGAGGUCCUGGUGGACGAAUCGGCUGCGUCAAACUCAGCUUUACGUAACGCCUCUGCUUCAGAGACCGAACAUUCCGAACAUGUAAAUCCUGGCAGUAAGAAAUACUCUUUUAUCAGACGGUUGAGGUUCGGUGUCUUCCGUGGGCAGAGUUCUCUUUUUGCGGCCGUUCAACAGGGUGAUUUUGUCAAGGUCAACGAGCUGCUCUCUUUUGGUAUCCCUAUCGAUGUUAGUGACAAAUCCGGCAAGACGGUGCUCCAUAUCGCAAUAUUGAAUGGCGACAUCGAAAUGAUAAAGCUACUGCUAGAAAAAGGCACCGCGAAUUGGGGAAUAAGUGAUCGUCACUACAAAGCCAUGGGAAUAGCUCUCUACACAAAGAGUUGGAGAGUAGUGGAAUAUUUGCUCAAACCGGGGUUUAAAUACAACAACUCAAGUUGUUUGUAUAUCAUUGAGUAUGGCCCAGUGGAAUUAAAGAGGCAAUGGCUGAAAAUAUUUGACGUUAGAGGCAAUUCGCGCCUCUUAUUUCACGUAGCUUCUCUCGGCGACGUGGGAAAUUUCCAGCUCCUACUCAACGAAGGGGCAAACGUUCGGGUCAGAACCAAACAACAAUAUUUCCCUCCUUAUAGUGACUGCUACCCCACUGGUGGUCUAACACCCUUGCACAUAGCAUCUGCAAAUUGCAACGUGCCGCUUAUGGAGCUAAUUCUCGACAACGGUGCUGAGAUCGACGAUAUCGAUGACGAUGGUGGGACUUCAUUGCAUAAAGUGCCAUGUGCAAGUGACGGCCUUGGGAUUUCCUACCGAGAUAAUCAAGGUCUACGGAAGUUAAAAAGAACUUGUUCGUCUGGUACCGAUAUAGCCAUAAAGUUUCUACUGGACAGGGGAGCAAAUAUAAAUUCGAAGAACGAUAUGGGCCAAACAGUGCUCCAUUUAUCAGCGAUGUAUAACGAAGAUUUGGCCUUGGCCGUGUUGAUACAGAAUGGCUCCGACAUCGGUUUAACGGACCACAAGGGUAAUACAGCCCUUCACGCUUCAACUUCAGCUGAAAAGUUUCGGGGCUCUAGAAGGCUCGGCGAGGUAGCCAUUCCCGCCAGUAUAUUUCAUUGGAAUGAGAAGGGAAUGAUGCUAUUACUAGAUCAUGGUGCGCAAGUCAACGCCAAGAACACGCUUGGGAGGACGCCUCUGCACCUAGCAUCUGAAGAUGGGAACGAAGGCCUGGCAAAAAUACUACUGGAUCAUGGGGCCGACGUCGAUGCAGUGGAUCGGCGGCACUGGACUGCGUUACAUCUUGCAGUCUGGAAUCAGUCAAUGCCACUAAUACUUCUUCUUCUGCGACACGGAUCUACCAUUACCAUGAAAGCCUCACAUGGCUCUAAAAGCAUGACAGCGCUUGAGAUGGCAAGAUCUCAGAACUAUGAUCCCAUAGUAAACCUCCUAGAGCUUAACCCCUAA